AUGGAAUCAGACUCUCCAGAUGAUUUUCGUCGAGACUCACUAGACUUUGAUCACUGGACUUCAGUCAUUUCAGAGAUAGAGACUGCAUAUUCUGAUGACGUAGAGAAAAUAUCUUCAGUUUAUGACUCGUUCUUGUCCGAGUUUCCGCUGUGCCAUGGAUACUGGAGGAGGUACGCUGAUCAUAAGGCCCGCUUAUGCAGCGUUGACAAGGUUGUUCAAGUUUUCGAACGAGCGGUGCAAUCAGCAACGUACUCUGUUCCCCUGUGGGUGGACUACUGUAACUUCGCUAUGGCAGCUUUUGAAAACCCAUCUGACAUUCGCAGAUUAUUUCAGAGAGGCAUGUCUUUUGUUGGAAAGGAUUACUCAUGCCAUACUUUGUGGGACAAAUACAUUGAAUUUGAGUAUUCUCAGCAGCAAUGGAGUUCGCUGGCCCAGAUUUACAUCCAAGCGCUUAGAUUUCCUACCAAAAAGUUGCAUCGUUAUUACGAAAGUUUGAAGAAGUUCGGUGCCUCAUGUGAAGAGGAGAUGAAAUGCCAGAGUAGUUCUACUGUAGAUUUGCAAUCAGAAACUGUGCUUGAUAGUGAAGCCCCUACAAUUUAUAGAGAUGAUGAAAUUGCUCUUGUUGCCAAAGACUUGCUUGAUCCAGCAAUUGGCUUAGAAAGGUCUAAAGCACUGCAAAAAUACAUAUAUGUUGGAAAGCAGUUGUAUCAGGAAGCAUGUCGGCUGGAUGAAACAAUUCGUACUUUUGAGAUUAAUAUAAGGAGGUCUUACUUCCAUGUCAGGCCAAUUGAUGUGGGUCAGUUGGAGAAUUGGCAUCACUAUCUGGACUUCGUUGAGAUCCAAGGGGAUUUUGACUGGGCUGUUAAACUUUAUGAGAGAUGCUUGAUUCCCUGUGCCAAUUACCCUGAGUUUUGGAUGCGUUAUGUGGAAUUCAUGGAAAUCAACGGAGGAAGAGAGAUUGCAAACUAUGCUCUUGACCGAGCAACCCAAAUAUUUAUGAAGAGACUGUCGGUGAUUCAUCUUUUCAAUGCCAGGUUUAAGGAGAAAAUAGGAGAUGUAUCUGGUGCCCGUGCUGCGUUUCCUAAAUGUGAUACAGAAUCAGAUUCCCAGUUUGUGAAGAAUGUUAUGUUAAAGGCUAAUAUGGAAAAACGUAUGGGAAAUUUCGCAGUAGCUUCCAAUAUAUACAAAGAAGCACUAGAAAUGGCGGUAGAGAAGAAAAAGUUGCAUACUCUUCCUAUUUUAUAUGUUCAUUUUUCCCGACUUACCUACAUGAUGACUGAUAGUGCAGAUGCUGCCAGAGAUGUCUUGAUAGAUGGCAUCAAACACUUGCCUCAUUGCAAAUCACUUCUAGAGGAGUUGAUAAACUUUUCAAUUAUGCAUGGAGGGAAGCGACACCUAAAUGUGGUAGAUUCUAUUGUAGCCACUGCAAUAUCUCCACAGUCAAGUGUAUCUGAUGUUCUGAAUGCAAAAGACGCAGAGGAUAUUUCAAGCUUAUAUUUAGAGUUUGUUGACCUAUGUGGAACUAUACAUGAAGUAAGAAAGGUGUGGAAUCGGCAUGUACGAUUGUUCCCAUCGUCUACUAGGACAGCUUCUUUUGAUCAGCAUGCUACAUUUACAAAACUUUUGAAAUUGUCUAGAGGAACAAAGGAAACAUUGGUUGCUCUGCCUCAGCAGCCAUCUGGAGAUUGUAGUUCUGACUCCCUGAUUGAGCUCCCAUUGCAUGACAGUAAAAUGUUAUUGCCAGACAAUCAUAAAAUUGAGUCUGGCCAGGAUCCUACUGACCAGAUAUGUGACCAGAAAUUGUCAUCUCCGGGAAGUCAACUUGAGAAGACUACUUCUGACAAGCUUCAACCAAGGCAACCUGAAAACAUACAGGAAACACUGAAACUGCCAUCUCUAGAAGUUUCAAAAGAGCAAUCCAGAGAUGAUACACCAGAAGCAAAUCUGGCAUCUGUAGAUUUAGUAAAAGUGAAGCAGGUAUCUCCUGAAGUUUCUGAGGAGCCCAGAGAAAAUACUCCUGAACCGAAGGCAUUAUCUGUUGAAUUAGGAUGUCAAGUUGCUGAAGGAAAUGAUUCUGUAGAACCUUCACAAGAAGGCACAAACAGGAGUGAUGCUAAUCGAGAGUGCGACAAUAAGUCUGAACAAGACCUGAAGCCACUGUCGUUAGAGAGUCUUUCUCUAAAUUCCCAGGAGAAUACAAAUCUGGAUUUAAUACCCUCCAUUUAUCUCAACUGCGAAGGUUCUCAAGAAACCUGUACUUCAAAUGGAAGGAAGCUAGAGAGCAAUUGCAAAUCUAAUGAAGACUCUUAUAUGUACAGCCCAAGAAAGGCCAGAGCAUUGGAGACGGCUGGAAAUAAAGCGGUUAAUCCGAUUUCAACACAUGCACUUUCUCAACCAGCUGUGAAUAGUUACGGAGACUGGCAUCAAAAUAAUCGUUCUGGUAAAGUUCGUAGAGAUUCCAAAUUUGGGUUUCGGGGACGUUUACAGAGAAAAUCAUAUCAGCAGCAGCCAGUUUCCCCACAAAAAUACCCACAAACUGAAGUGGGUAGUCCAAUGCCUGGGACUGGCAGUCUAUGUCAACCCUCUCAAUUUGUGUCUUCACAGAGCCCACAAAUUCAGCAGGGCAGCCAGGAUCAUAAUCCAUAUCAAGCAGCAGCUACUCCUGUUAAUGUAAUGGCACCUAAGGCUUGGCAUAUGCAAAAUGUACCACAACCAAAUUAUGCCUCUUCAUGUCAGCCCCAGUUGCCUGCCCAAUCUGUUGUUCCACAGGCAUCUCAAGGAUCAAUUUUAGGGCAGUACGGGAUGCAGAAUAGCCAAGCAUAUAAUCAGAUGUGGCAAUAUUAUUACUACCAGCAGCAGCAGCAGCAGCAGCAGUUCCUUCAACAACAGCUGCAUCAAACACAGCAGCAACAACAACAGCCCCAGCCCCAGCCCCAGCAGCAGCAGGCCUUGUUGCAACAGUAUCAGCAGCAGCCGCAACAACUUCAACAAUAUUAUGGUCAGAUGCAACAGCAACAACCUUAUCAACAGCAGCAAUUACAGACACAACACAAUGUGCAGCAACAGAUUCCUUUGCAACAACAGCAAUACAAUCAGCAGUUGCAAAUGCAACAACAGCAACUUCAGCAACCUCAUCAGCAGCAGCAACUUCAGGAACAACAGCAUCUGAGUUACAUGCAGAACAAUCAGCAGCCACUCCAACAGCAAUCACUUAUGCAGGAGCAGCAGCAGCAGCAGCGAAUUAGUCCUGGGAUUCAGCAUGACAACUACUACCAUCAGGAUCAAGCAGCUGUGCCACCAAAUAAUUCUGAUAGCCAUGGAACAGUUGUAUCUUCUGUAUCUCCUCAUAUGCAGACAGAAAUGAAGGCAGAUGCCCCGGCAGGCAACACGAGCAUGCUGUGA
Messenger RNA from Prunus armeniaca (apricot), 3402 nucleotides. The record is from the annotation of a GenBank genome assembly. Lineage: Eukaryota; Viridiplantae; Streptophyta; Magnoliopsida; Rosales; Rosaceae.